Molecule: messenger RNA, 1017 nt
Organism: Kwoniella mangroviensis CBS 8507
Lineage: Eukaryota; Fungi; Basidiomycota; Tremellomycetes; Tremellales; Cryptococcaceae
Exons: 5
Coding region: 1-1017 (338 amino acids)
Biological process (GO): D-ribose metabolic process
Molecular function (GO): ribokinase activity
Source: RefSeq, a predicted model, not a curated record
AUGUCGUCUUCAUCCCAGCCUAAAUGUCUGGUUAGAGGUUCAAUCAAUAUCGACGAGUUUUUCGCUUUACCACAUAUCGUCCGACCUGGAGAGACCAUCUCCUCGACUUCUCUCACUAAAAGAGCAGGAGGGAAGGGAGCGAAUCAGGCUUAUGCUGUUGCUCGUGCGGGAGGCCAGGUUGAUCUGGAUGGCUGUAUAGGUAAAGAUGGAGAAUGGGUAAGGGACUUCUUGAAGAGUGGUGGUGUAGGUGACACCAGAUUAAUCACUUUGGAUAAUGAGGUUGCGAAGUUGACGGGAAGGGCUAUCAUUCAAUCUGCUGCUGAUGGGGAGAACUCGAUAGUCCUCCACGCCGGAGCAAAUUACCACCUUCCUUCUCCUCUUCCCAAUCCCGACUUGAAAGACUACACCCACAUCCUCCUUCAGAAUGAGAUCCCUCUACAGUCAACUCUAUCAUACCUCAAAGCAUCAAAGCAAGAAGGUCUGAUAUCGGUAUUUAACCCUUCACCUAUGUUAUCCCAGAAAGAACUCCGCGAAUUCCCUUGGGAAUGUCUAUCGUGGUUGAUAGUCAAUGAAGGUGAACUGUUCGAUCUCUUAGACGCUUUCCAGCAGGAUCCUACGACGACCAAAACCAAGAAGAGCAAUAGUCUGGAUGAGCUGAGCUUGGAAGAGUUAAAAGCUAGAUCGACAGGUGGGAUUUUGAAUCUACAUUCUAAUUCUUACUUCUCCAAGAAUAUCAAUAUCAUAUGUACCCUCGGAUCGAAAGGGAUAUUGUACUUCAACCCAACCUCAGGAAGUAAGGAGAUAGGUCAUCUACCUGCUGGGAAAUUACUCAAUCCGCUGAAGGAUACGACAGGAGCAGGAGAUUGUUUUGCUGGGUAUUUUGUAGCCGGGUUGAUGAGGGGUGAUAAGCUGGAAGAUGUCUUGAAGACUUGUUUGAUGGCUUGUGCGAUCUGCGUGGAGAAUCAAGGUGCGAUGGAAAGUGUACCCAGUAGAGAUUCUGUCCUUUCUAGAUUAUAA